Messenger RNA from Nannospalax galili (Upper Galilee mountains blind mole rat), 871 nucleotides. It is a transcript of the gene Ankrd39, whose product is annotated as ankyrin repeat domain 39. Gene Ontology annotation, molecular function: protein binding. Bases 48 to 614 code for a protein of 188 amino acids. Lineage: Eukaryota; Metazoa; Chordata; Mammalia; Rodentia; Spalacidae. The record is from RefSeq and is a predicted model, not a curated record. The transcript is spliced from 5 exons.
GGCGCUCCGGCGGGGCGGCAGGGCGGCCAGGCGUCUGGCUGGCAGUGAUGGCGGCGUCGCAGCCCCACGGGGACUGUUCCUGUUGCUCACACCCUGGUGCUGUAUCCGUGGUGCAGCAGACGCUGGAGGAGAUGGACUUCGAGAGGGGAAUCUGGUCGGCAGCCCUGAAUGGAGACCUGGGCCGAGUGAAGUAUUUCAUCCAGAAGCCCACAGACCCUAGUCAGCCUGACUCCGCAGGAUACACCGCAUUGUUGAAGACACUGAUGCACUAUGCCAGUCGCAAUGGGCACUAUGCUGUCUGCCAAUUUCUGCUGGAAAGUGGAGCAAAGUGUGAUGCCCAGACCCGUGGGGGUGCCACGGCUUUGCACCGAGCCAGCUACUGUGGGCACACGGAAAUUGCACGGCUACUGCUCUUGCACGGGUCCAACCCCCAGCUGGUAGAUGAUGAUGGCAUGACCAGUCUGCAUAAGGCUGCAGAGAAGGGUCACAAGGACAUCUGCUCCCUCCUGUUGCAACAUAGCCCAGCCCUGAAGGCCAUCCGGGAUCGCAAAGCACGGCUAGCAUGUGACCUGCUGCCCUGCAACAGUGACCUACGGGACCUGCUGGCCAGCUGAGGCACUACCUCCUCUCUCUGACUGCCUUUGAAGGACACAUAGACUAGCUCUCCACACCCCUGCCUUGCUCAGCAUUCAUGCUGCAGGGCCUGAACCAGGGCCAGAACUCUCAAGAAGAGCCCUGUUCUGACCAGGGGAUAGCAGCCAGCAGGGAGGUUUGGUGAGGCUAAAGGCAUCAGAGCCUGGACAGACAAUGAUAUUCUAAGUUCAUGCAGAAAAAUCAAUCCAUUUAGAAGAAAAUAAAGUUUAUAUCCUGA